AUGGGAGCUUGCGCAUCAUGUUUGGGACGGGCUGACGGCAACAGCUACGAUGAGGAGGAAGAAAGCCGCCUACUUUACGACGAGGCAAAUGGAAUGCAAUACGGUAGCUUUGGAGACCAGGCAAUAAAUGGCGAGAACGAUACUCUCGAAGCCCAACGCGAAAACGAGGCUUUACAACGAGUAAUAGCCAAAACAUCAGAUAACAUGGUAGAUAUCUUCGACAUCGCGCCUCAAGAGAACGGAAAUCGUGGAACCACAACCCCCUUCGCCUAUGCUGGCCAGGGUGCACGUCUUGCCCGAUAUCAGCAUCUCGUGGCAAAACUCAGUAACCAGGGCGACAACACUCCUGUGAGCGGCGUCAAGGUUGACUGGCUGCCUGAAGACGAGACGAUAGAGAUGCAGAAGAACGGUCCGGCCAGCAUUAAGACGAUAGACAGUGACGAUGGCCCCCUUGUGGGGACAUUUGCUGAUGCGGCAGCGGCAAUGCAGUGA
Messenger RNA from Fusarium pseudograminearum CS3096, 492 nucleotides. RefSeq lists its product as uncharacterized. The transcript is spliced from 3 exons. Gene Ontology annotation, cellular component: Ragulator complex; membrane raft; late endosome membrane. NCBI's taxonomy places the organism in Eukaryota, Fungi, Ascomycota, Sordariomycetes, Hypocreales, Nectriaceae. Gene Ontology annotation, biological process: regulation of receptor recycling; cholesterol homeostasis; positive regulation of TOR signaling. The record is from RefSeq and is a predicted model, not a curated record. The coding region runs from base 1 to 492 and encodes 163 amino acids.